Rangifer tarandus platyrhynchus (Svalbard reindeer) is the source of this 573-nucleotide messenger RNA. The record is from the annotation of a GenBank genome assembly. NCBI's taxonomy places the organism in Eukaryota, Metazoa, Chordata, Mammalia, Artiodactyla, Cervidae.
AUGCGCAAGCAGCCCUCCAAGGGACGCUUGAUUACCGUGCUUCCCGAUAAUAUUCGCCAUGUGGCUGACUCUCCUGCCUACUUUGCACUUCAGCCCCGUUCGGCCUCUGACGAACGCCAGCGCACCUCGGCACAGAAGUCACCCGUGCGCUCCGGUCGUGAAAAUCAGCCCGGGGCACACAUGCUGCCGCAAGAGACCAAGGCGAAGAGAGACGGCGCUCGGGUGCAUCCGGGGGGAGCAAAACCUUGCCUACUGAAGCCGACAGCGUCACCCUGCGCUUUUCCAUAUACAGGCUCACCGUCAGCGCAGAUCACGGGAGCCACGGCAUCCCGCGUAACGCGCGAGAGCUGCGGCGCACCUGCCAGGGCAGAGCAGCGCUCCCUACGAUACCGUAUAUUUGAACGUCCACGACGUAAAGCGUUGACCGGCAAGCAGGCGCGUGCUCUUGUGAUCGCGCCGCCCUACACCUGUCUCUGCCUCCCAGUGGCUGUUUCCACGUUGCGCGCAGGUGUAAUGUUGAUGCUCCUCGGCGUUCCUCCCCAAGGCGAUAAAGGACGAACAAGUGCUGGCUAG